AUGUAUACUUUGUGUCGGUUGAGGUUCGUUCAGGGCGUAGUAGAGCAGAACAGUGUCAUCAUCAUCAUCAUCAUCAUCAUCAUCAUCAUCAUCAUCAGCCAGCAAACGGCCGCAACGUGGAUGCCCACAGAACAAUGGGAUAGAUGUGAACCCCCCUGUGGUCCAGGUGUACAGAAACGCAUCUUCGCAUGCCUGGAGACCAGCCGUUAUAACACUUCGUCAAUCAGACCAGCCGCGGCGUGUGGCGGUGAUGCCGGUCUGCAGACUGUCAUGUCUGAGAUGUCAACGGAAGAAUAUGAACGGGCCUGCGAUUGGGGCAAUUGUGAGAGCAAGAGUUGGUGGCGGGUUUCCAAUUGGAGUGAAUGCUCACAGCCCUGCGGUCCUGUUGGCUUUUCUACUCGUGAAGUGGAGUGCAUUAUGAGUGGUUCUGAAGGCGAUGUUACAAUUGACGACCGGUACGCUGACUCCUACUGUCAGUUGGCGAAAAAACCGAGUACCACAAGCCCUUGCAACCGACACAAUUGUCCGGGUGAAUUUCUAGCUAGUGGAUGGAGCAAGUGCGAGCAAAAGGACAAUUGCAAGACUGGAUUUCAAACCAGACAGCUCUCCUGUCGGUCGCUGAGUGUGGAUGGGACUUACAGAGACCUGCCCAAGGCUGUCUGCUACCAGGGAAAAAGGGCACCACCAUCGGUAUGGCGACGCUGUUUUAUACCAGAGAAGAGCGCACUCUGUACCAAAGAGAAGCCAGAAAUAGAGAAAGUAAAAAUGGUUGUUGUGCAAAUGAAAUCGACAUCAUGCAUUGACAGUGCGUUUUGUGGAGCUCACGUCUGUUUGCUUCAAAUAGGCGCUGAUUUGACUAAUUCUUGA
Dibothriocephalus latus is the source of this 867-nucleotide messenger RNA. NCBI's taxonomy places the organism in Eukaryota, Metazoa, Platyhelminthes, Cestoda, Diphyllobothriidea, Diphyllobothriidae. The record is from the annotation of a GenBank genome assembly.